AUGCGUAUGCGUAUCAGUCCUGUGUUCGCGUAUGUAGUAGGGCGAUGGUUAGCUGGCACGGCUGCGGGGAAACACCUGAGUGAUGACACCGCGACUGUGUCAAAUAGUACCCUUAUCAAUGUCGCGACAACAUUAACAAGCUAUACUAGUUUCCUAGAAAGAUUAUCGGUUAUUUCCAUCUUAAAUGGUAUAGCCACUAUUUUUGCUAUUGAGCAGACUCAGACCUUGCGAGUAAGAANAAGUUCGUUGCUGUCUUACUUUAGCUCAGACCCUGCGAGUAAGAAGAAACGGUUAGAAGAUGAACCAUUUGAUGGAGUUGCUUUGGAACAUCAACCAGAAGUAGAAGAUGUAUUAGGCUUAUCAGUCGCUCUCUCAACCACAACUUCUAAGGGUAAUUCUCCUUCAAAUGAAAUACAGAGGCUCAGGUCUUCCUCCAGUACAACUGACCAAUUAAUAAUUGGUCCAAUUAAUAAACGAGAUCCUACUCAUGGACCAGGUAUGACCAAGACAUAUUUUAAGGCAGGUUCAUUUCAACCACAGGAUUUAAAUUUCCCUCAAGUGGACGGUAGGAAAUUUAGGCCAGAGUGGUAUAAAAUAUUUUCUUGGCUGGAAUACAGUAUUUUAACAGAUAAAGCGUUCUGUUUUGUCUGCCGUUUGUUUUACAACUCUGAAGAAAAUAAUGCAGAAGAUGUAUUUACCCUCACUGGAUUUUCCAAAUGGAAGAAAGCUGUAAACGCGUUUAAGAAACACGAGAAUAGCAGCUCACAUAGAAUUAGUAACAUUAAACUCAAUUCUCUAAAAGAAGCAGACAAAAGUGGCACUGUUAUAGAAAAAUAUACCUCACCGACUUUCCAGAAUGAGCUAUUGUCAAUUAUUGUGGAACAAAUUAAAAUGCACAUUGCCAAAGAAGUUAAAGAGGCAAAGAUUUUUGCCAUUAUAGCAGAUGAGACUCAAAACAUAGCAAAACACGAACAAGUAGCUAUUGUCUUAAGGUAUGUUAAUGACAAGUUAGAAAUUCAUGAGUCAUUUGUAGGAUUUUACCGUACUAAAAGAGCUGACGGCGUUUCACUGGCCAAUGAACUGAAGAAUGUUUUGAUUUCGCUGGACUUGAACCUAAAAUACCUACGUGCUCAGUGCUAUGAUGGCGCCUCAAACAUGAGAGGCCCAUAUAAAGGAGUGGCAGCUAUAAUUAUGCAAGAAGCUCCAAUGGCAAUUCUUUAUAACUUCAUUGCGAAAUCAACUAAACGACAUGCUGUUUUUGAAGAAAUUCAAAAAACUUUUCAAAGCCAUGAUGGUGGAACAGUAACAUUAAAAUCUUUAAGUGACACUCGAUGGGCUUGUCGUGUCGAAGCCGUACGCUCUCUACUAGAUAAUUUUGAUGCCACUCUUGCAACUUUACGGGAGAUUUACGAAAAAGACAAUGAUAGUGGUGGACAAGCCAAUGCGUUAUUGAAAAAUAUUGAGGACUUUAACUUUGUAUUUGAUCUUUUAUUGCUCAAAAGAGUUCUAUCCCAAUGUGAUGUACUGUCAAAAACACUUCAGUCAAGUAGUGUGACUUAUGAAAUUGUGAAAUCUGUAAAAAACAGCACUCUUGAUGUAUUAAAAUCCUUCAGAACACAUGAAUUUUUCACAAAGUUGUUUGAUCACUGCACAGACAUCACUGACAAGUGCGGGUUUAAAACCGCCCAACUGCCAAGAAAUAGCCGAAUUCCACUAAAAAUUGGUGGAGGAAGUAAAACCCCAUUUGAAUCUGUAGAGCAGUACUACAAAGUAUCAAUCCUUUGGCCAGUUAUUGAUAUCCUAAUCGAGGAGAUAGAGGCUAGACUUCAAGAAAACAUCCUAGAUGUACUUAACCACUUAAGUGGAGUUCUAGGUGGAACCGAUGUAGACACAGACUUUGUGCAAUAUGUGUCUAAAUAUUAUAAUUUAGACAACGAACUUCUUCUAUCUGAACUUAGAUGUUUCCUUAAAAUGGAAGAAUCAAGAAACAUAUCAAUUCAAGAAAGAGCUGACGUUUUUGUUCAUAAAUCUUUGAAAAAUGUGUUUCCUAUGCUUUUUGAACUUUUUCGUUUGUUUUUCACGAUUCCAAUGAACUCGGCUUCAUGUGAAAGGUCUUUUUCAUGCUUGCGUCGAUUGAAAACAUACACCAGAAGUACAGUUGGACAGGAUAGAUUAUCAUCUUUGGCUCUUUUAGCCAUCGAAAGGAAUGUAAAAGUAAACAUUUCUAAAGUUAUUGAUGAUUUUGAUUUAAACCGAAAUAGAAGACUUCAUUUUGUAUGA
Daktulosphaira vitifoliae (grape phylloxera) is the source of this 2280-nucleotide messenger RNA. Its product is annotated as zinc finger MYM-type protein 1-like. NCBI's taxonomy places the organism in Eukaryota, Metazoa, Arthropoda, Insecta, Hemiptera, Phylloxeridae. The record is from RefSeq and is a predicted model, not a curated record. Bases 1 to 2280 code for a protein of 759 amino acids. Gene Ontology annotation, molecular function: protein dimerization activity. The transcript is spliced from 5 exons.